AUUGUGGCCGGGCGCUACUUAUCCGCGCAAGAACCAGAAAUGAGCAGAAAAAUGCAAAAGCGACCAUCAGCACAAGUACGGCUUCCUCCACGUGGCACUCCGUCAUAAUCUCAAUUCACUUCCACUAACGUCUCGCAUUCCCCAUUUUCGUUUCUUCCUAUUAUUCUUUCUAAUAUCAUUCCUGUGCGAGGCAAUCAAAGGGGAAUUAAUUCCUUCCCCAACAUGAAUUGUUAAAUACCAUAUUGUAUCCAAAUUCCAGGAUACGAAUAAUCGGUUUCCAAGACAUGUUAAUUAGGCAAAAGUGGUAAAUGCCGGUGAAGCUGCAUUUCCAACUCCUAAUUGCGUUUCCUCAGACGCUAACUUUGCAGUGGCAGCAUCUGAUUCCCUCCCAUUUGCACCUCGUUCAUCCUCCACCAUGUCUACGCCUAUUUAAUCGCUGCACGAUGCGAAUUCCCAAGAGGCCCCUCUUGUUUUCUCUCUCUAACUUCUCUCCUCAGUUCUCACCUCUUUUCUCUCCUCGCCUUCUCUUUGCUUCUGGAAUCUGUUCCAAGCGUUCUCGCUCCCUCGCCAACGCCACGUCACCAGGAGCUAAUCAGUUGCAUGCUCAAUAUUCAAUGGAUGAGAAUCAUGAACUUGGCGUACAUGACUUAAGAUCGGUGGAUUUGCCCAGAAGUGAUGGCGGCAGACAGCCAUGUGUAUGGUCACUAGCUCCUGAACAUGGAUAUAAAACUGAAAUAAGCAAGCAGAUAUUUUGUAACCGGUCACUGAAUAUGAAGAACAUUGUUGCUGUGGGAUUUGACAUGGAUUAUACUCUUGCACAAUACAAGCCUGAAACUUUUGAAUCUCUUGCUUACCAAGGCACGAUUAAAAAGCUGGUUUAUGACUUGGGAUACCCUCGUGAGUUACUAAAUUGGUCUUUUAACUCGAAGUACAUGGUCAGGGGCUUGGUUCUCGACAAAAAGAGAGGCAACAUAUUAAAGAUGGAUCGCCACAAGUACGUGAAAGUAGCCUAUCAUGGAUUCAAAGAGUUAUCAAAAGAAGAUAAAGUUGGGACUUACGGAAAUACUUUAGUACGUGAUUCUUUUGAUGAACCAGACUAUGCUCUCAUUGAUACACUCUUUUCACUCGCGGAAGCCUACUUGUUUGCUCAACUGGUUGAUUUCAAAGAUUGCAACCCUGGAAGAAUUCAAGAGGGUGUUGAUUAUGCUCGCAUGUACAAAGAUGUUCGAGCUGCAGUUGAUUUGUGUCACCGUGAUGGAACGUUGAAGCAGAUGGUUGCUAGCGAUCCAAAAAGAUAUAUUAAUGAAGACAAGUCAAUAGUGCCCAUGCUUGAAAUGCUCCGAGAAUCUGGACGUGCAACAUUUUUAGUGACAAAUAGUUUAUGGGACUAUACAAACAUUGUCAUGAAUUUCCUCUGUGGAUCCAGUAUGGCAGAUAGCAGUAACAAUUUUGGCUGGCUUCAAUACUUUGAUGUUGUUAUCACUGGCAGUGCAAAGCCAGGAUUUUUUCAUGAGGAAAAUCGUGCCAACCUAUUUCAGGUUGUGCCUGUGACUGGAAUGCUACUAAAUACAGAUAAUGGCUCUCCAAUGCCCCAGGUGGGUAAUAUCUCCGCAAGGUUAUUCAUCGAAGUGAAGAAUCAUGCUUGUCCAGUUUUCCAGGGAGGCAAUGUUGCUCAUCUGCAUAAACUGCUGUCCAUUGAAUCAAGUUCACAGGUUCUAUAUGUUGGGGAUCACAUCUAUGGAGAUAUACUACGCAGCAAAAAGGUUCUUGGAUGGAGAACAAUGCUUGUAGUCCCAGAGCUUGAGAAGGAGGUUAAACUCCUCUGGGAAUCAAGGGAUACCCGCAAGGAACUUCAAUUCUUGAGGAGUGAGCGUGAUCGUAUUGAGGAUGAAAUACAUCAUCUGAAGUGGUCUCUAAAAUUCAAGAAUCCAAAUGCUGAUGCCAAGCAGAAGUUAUCUUCAGAACUUGAUAAAUUGGAGCUUGAAAGAGAGAGAGUGCGAUUAAAUCAUCAAGAGGCUCAGAGAAAAUUGCACCAAAGGUUUCACGAGCCAUGGGGACAGCUUAUGAAAACGGGUUAUCAGAAUUCUCGCUUUGCUCAUCAGGUUGAGAGAUUUGCUUGCCUUUAUACUAGCCAAGUAUCCAACCUGGGCUUGUACUCUCCGGACAAGUAUUACAGACCCACCGAAGAUUUUAUGCAGCAUGAAUUUGGCAUUCUGGCUUGUGAGACGCCAAAAAUCUGAGUUGUGGAAUUUGGGGCAACAUUCAUUUGAAUUUUGUAUAGCUGAAUUCUAAUUUGCCCCUUGUUCCGUGUUCUGGGUCUCAUCUUCCUGGUCUGUUACGUUGGACUUAAGCUCAUUAGAUUAAUUAGAAGUGCCAUAUGAUUUUGACCCAAAAAACAAAAAGUUUUAUGAGGGCAAAAAAAGAGACUAGAUUUUAGCGCUGUAUAGUUUCUUCGAGCAUUUUCAGAAUGUAAGUAGUGCUAUGCUACUACGUUGUAGCAAUUACAGAUUUGUUUCUUCGCACAUUUUAAUACAAGUUGAUAAAAGUAUCAGAUUAAGAG
This is a messenger RNA of Abrus precatorius (Indian licorice), 2560 nucleotides long. Its product is annotated as 5'-nucleotidase domain-containing protein 4-like. Bases 309 to 2240 code for a protein of 643 amino acids. Gene Ontology annotation, molecular function: 5'-nucleotidase activity. The record is from RefSeq and is a predicted model, not a curated record. The transcript is spliced from 17 exons. NCBI's taxonomy places the organism in Eukaryota, Viridiplantae, Streptophyta, Magnoliopsida, Fabales, Fabaceae.